Molecule: messenger RNA, 1650 nt
Organism: Chaetomium fimeti
Lineage: Eukaryota; Fungi; Ascomycota; Sordariomycetes; Sordariales; Chaetomiaceae
Product: pyridoxal phosphate-dependent transferase
Exons: 2
Coding region: 232-1650 (472 amino acids)
Source: RefSeq, a predicted model, not a curated record
CCCGAAUGUCGUUCAUCUUGGUACCCACUUGGCACACAUGGUUAAAUGACUGGAAUCGGGCCAAUUCAGCCCCUCGGGUGGGGAACCGAGAAGGCACUAAUGACGAUGAGAUGUGACUCAGGACAUCCGCUAUCAUCUGUAUAAGAGGACAAGAGUCAUAGAUGUAAGGUAAGCUUUGAUGGUCUUCUGAAUAUACCUCUCCAAACAACCACCAUCAGAUAUCCAAACACAAUGGCACCCACACAACUAGAACUCCCCCUCCGGGAAAAAGCCCAAGCCGACGGCGAUGCCAGCCAAAACGGCUCCAGCCGCGGCCCCGUCACGUUCGGCCACGCCCUCAGAGACUCACAAUUCCUCUUCGACCCCUCCUACCGCAACCUCAACCACGGCUCAUACGGCACCAUCCCCCACCCCAUCCAAACCCGCCUCCGCCACUACCAGUCCCUCGCCGAGUCCGCCCCCGACCGCUUCAUCCGAUACACCUACCCGCAACUCCUCGACCAGUCCCGCGCCGCCAUCGCCACCCUUUUGCGCGCCCCCCCGGACACAUGCGUCUUCGUGUCCAACGCCACCCUCGGCGUCAACACGGUGCUGCGCAACCUGGUCUGGCACCCGGACGGCCGCGACGAGAUUCUGUAUUUCGAUACCCUGUAUGGAGGGUGUGCCAAGACGGUGGACUAUGUCGUGGAGGACCGGGGUGGGGUGGUGGGGGCAAGGAGUAUUGCGCUAAAGUAUCCGUGUGAGGAUGGGGAGGUGGUGGCGCGGUUUGUGGCGGCCGUGGAGGCGUCGUUGAGGGAGGGGAAGCGACCAAGGGUGUGCGUGUUUGAUGUGGUGUCGUCGUUGCCGGGGGUGCGGUUCCCCUUCGAGGCCGUGACGGCGGCGUGUCGGGAGAGGGGGGUGCUGUCGCUGGUGGACGGGGCGCAGGGCGUGGGGAUGGUGGAUAUUGAUCUGGGUGCGGUCGAUCCGGAUUUCUUUGUGAGUAACUGCCACAAGUGGCUGCAUGUGCCGCGGGGGUGUGCUGUUUUCUACGUGCCGCUGCGCAACCAGGCCAUGAUCCGGUCGACGCUGCCGACGUCUCAUGGGUUUGUGCCGCGCGCGGGUACGAAGCGCCAUAACCCGAUGCCGCCGUCGGCCAAGUCCGUGUUCGUCAAUGCGUUUGAGUUCGUCGGCACCCUUGAUACGGCGCCGUAUCUCUGCGUGAAGGAUAGCAUCCGGUGGCGGGAGGAGGUGCUGGGCGGGGAGGCGCGGAUCCGGGAGGCGCUGACGGCCAUGGCGAGGGAAGGGGGCAAGAGGGCGGCCGAGAUCCUGGGCACCAAGGUGAUGGACAAUGCCAGCCAGAGCUUGACGAGGUGCUCUAUGGUGAACGUAGCCCUGCCGCUGGCGGUGCAGCCAGAGAACGGAAAGGCGCUGGAGGGCGAGCUGGCCUCAUUGCCGUCUUUCCCGGAGAGCGACAUGUCUGCCGUCACUGACUGGUUUCUGCGGAGGCUGAUGGACGAGCACAACACGUUUAUCGCGCUGUUCGUGUAUGGCGGCCAAUGCUGGGCCCGGCUUAGCGCCCAGGUCUAUCUAGAGCUAGAUGAUUUUGAAUGGGCGGGCAAGACACUCAAGGAGGUAUGCGAGCGGGUGGCGAAGGGAGAGUAUAAGCAGUAG